Molecule: messenger RNA, 1025 nt
Organism: Alternaria alternata
Lineage: Eukaryota; Fungi; Ascomycota; Dothideomycetes; Pleosporales; Pleosporaceae
Exons: 2
Coding region: 176-703 (175 amino acids)
Source: RefSeq, a predicted model, not a curated record
CUCUCUCUUACUUGUUGUAUGAUUUUGUGAUUUGAACUGGUGAUAUUGAACGGACGGUUGGUGUUUUAUUCUGCUGCUUUGCUGGACUUGGAGCCUUUUGUCUUAUCUUGGUUUCACUAUCACUAUCUAUCUGUCUAUCAAUCAACGCUAUAGCAGCAGCAGCAGCAACGACAACAUGUCAUCCUCCAUCGCGAUACCAAAGCGCAAGGGCAAAGGCCCUGCCCACGACCAUCGAAACUCGUCGUCUUCGUCGUCAUUCGCGGCUUCCACAGGGCCCUCAACGCCUAACAACUACAAUUACAACUUCACACCUUCGCCGAACCGCUUCUCGUACGGUAGCGGGGGUAGCCCGCGUAGCUAUGGUUCUUCCACGCCUUCGUCGUCGUCAUCAUUGCCAUCGGGCUCUUCUCCACAGACCAGUGCAAGUAGCAUGCGUCGCAGAGAGUCUCUGAUGAGCGAGACGUUUUCCCGGCAAGAACAUACCGUUGUCAAUGUUGGUGGGGAUGAGGAGGGUGAAGGGGGAUUGAGGCUGAUUACUUGUGUCAAGGCUAGUCAAGGGUUUGAUUGGAAUCAGGAGAUGUUCCUCCCUUCGUACAUCGAUUACCACUUCGACGACCUCGAACGCCGACAGGAUCCGGUGCAGGAUAUUAUUCUGACAGAUGAGGAGGUCAGGAAUAUGUUUCCUUCUGAUACUCGGCUAUAGAUGUGUACAGGCACGGAUGCAUGGGGAGGCUGAGGUUGGACAAUGGAUGUGCAUAUGCUUUGGCAUUUCAACGGAUGAUGCGACACUGGAUUCAUGUUUAUAUGGGUUGGGAUAGGCGUUUUGGUACAUGGUCAUGGGCGUUUGGUUUGGAUGGGUGCAUGCUGGAGACUGGAUUGGAUGGGAUCAGGUGUUCGGGAGGUGUCUAUAUGCUGCUCAAGAAGCUUUUGCGCUCUUUUUAUCUCUGUAACCCUGAUGGAACAAUACAUAAGCUACAUAGCUAUUAUCGCACAUCAGGCCAUGUAUCCAACGGUGCAAGACUGUU